GUCCAUGGUUGUGUAGUGGGAGCCAGAGAGGGUCCGGGUACGUGCGAGGAGAUGCGGCCAUAGUCACGCUGCACUGUCUAGAAUCAUUAACCUGCUGGGAUCGUUAGUUUCGCAGCGCAUUAGAGCCGACUGAAAGACUGUGGACGUGAGGCAUCAUGAGUGAGCAGCAGAGGCAGCGCUCUCUGUCCACCGCGGGUGAGUCUCUCUACCAUGUGUUGGGAGUUGACAAGAUGGCCACGACGGAUGAUAUAAAGAGAUCUUACAGGAAACUGGCUUUAAAGUUUCACCCUGACAAGAAUCCAGACAAUCCAGAGGCUGCAGACAAGUUCAAGGAGAUAAACAACGCCCAUGCGAUCCUGAAUGACCCCACAAAGCGUAACAUUUAUGAUAAAUAUGGUUCUCUAGGACUAUAUGUGGCCGAGCAGUUCGGAGAGGAGAACGUUAACACUUACUUUGUCCUUUCAAGCUGGUGGGCAAAGGCUCUGUUUCUGUUUUGCGGCCUGGCCACUGGCUGUUACUUCUGUUGCUGCCUGUGUUGCUGCUGUAACUGCUGCUGUGGAAGAUGUAAACCACGGCCUCGAGAGGGCCAGGAGCAGGACUUUUAUGUGUCCCCUGAGGAUCUCGAGGCUCAGCUGCAAUCUGAUGAGAGAGAGGCUGGUGGUGACCCUAUAGUGCUGCAGCCGUCAGCGACAGAGACGACUCAGUUGACAUCAGAUGGGCACCACUCUUACCGCACUGACACCGGCUUCAACUAACCCUCCGUUCCUGUCAACCCUGGCCUGCGGUCCUGCCUGCUUCCCUGCUCCACCUCAGUGAGAUGAACGAAAAGGGCAAAACCAUCUUUCCACUCAAGAAAGAGAGCCAUGCGGAGGAGAAGGGGACUAGUAAGCAUGGCCCAAGAAAGGAACUGAUGAAUUCACAUCCCUUACAUCUCUCUCCCUGAUUGGUCCGCUACAUAUUUCCCUCUCCAGUACGAGAAGAAAUCCCUUUUAUUUCUUCUUUUGUAUCUCUAAGCCUUUAAUCACACAGGUCGCUUACCCUACCUUACCUUUCCCAUAGUUUGCAUCAUGGUGUAGCAUGCACUGUUUGGAAAACAUCGUCUUCACAUUUUCUUUAAUCCUUCGCAACAUUUUUACUUUGCAAGACUCAUCACCCAGGUGCAGUUUAUUCAAAUGAGUACAGCUCACCAGGAGGACGAGUUUACCAGAGUUUACCAGAUAUUUUAUUCUAAAGGAACAGAGAGCCAUGUCUCAGGGAGGUGCUGGUUGGAGACAUGCUUGCUGGCUUAGGUGGUCGGUGCCAUCAUUAAACCUUCAAGAACUAAGUUGUCACACACAUUUACACUUUUCACUUGUGAUUCGCAAUCAAUAUUCUUUCAGUUGGAAAUGCCACCUGCUGUUGUCAGACCUACAGACCUAUGUAAAUCAUGAGGUUAUUAAGGCACAGAGCUUUAUUUGCAGACAGUUUGUUAUAAAUGCCUGCUGACGUUAGAUUUUCUACUUUAGUUAUUGAUUAGUUUUGGCUUUUGCUUCCCUCCUGAAAAUCCCUCGUCACAGGACUUAGACUACUUUCGCUGUUUUCCUGCAACAGGGAACAGGUUGUUAUGAUAGAUUAUUUUAUGUUAACACGUGAUGUCUUCAGAGUCAUGCAUUUUAAAUUCAAGAUGGUACAUUUUGACCGCCUGGCAGAUGAGGUACAUUUGAUUGUUGUUUCAUCAUAAACAUAAACUAAAAAUUGAAAAUGACACUGGGCGUAUAAAUUAAAAAGACUAUCAUAAAAAAACCAACACUUUCUCAUCCCAGGGAGUGAAAUAAUGUUCUUUUGUCAGAUGCCAAUUUGUCAGUGUCUCCACAUAACACAUAAGGUGUCCUUUGGUGUUGUGCCUUAACACAACGGCCAUGGCAUAGUUAGUCACUGAGAGUUAAAGGUCCGGUUUUGGACACCUAUGAAGUCUCUGUUAGGAGGUUAGUGGUAGUGGUGCAUAAGUUGUAGGUUUGUCAGAGGGGAGACCCUGGUUUGGUUCUUGUUGGGACCUUUUUGUGUUAUGAUUUACCAAGUCUGAGAGACCUCGAGUUCUCAGAGAGUUUUAAUUUUAACACAAAAGUCAGCAGUCCAACAGAGAAUGACGGUGAGAGAGCAGACAGGUGAGUUCCAGCACAGGUAAAUCUGCUUAUCUCAGAGGGAGUGUGUCACAGAGAAAGUAACCAAACUUUAGGGAGCAGCAGGCUGGAGCACCGGAGAGAGCGCUCUGGCAAUGAAUGAAUGGGAAACGGGUACACCAGCCUGCCUCUCAGCAAACAGAGGAGAAGACACGCCUCCAGCCUAACCCACAGGGAGGUAAGCUUGCCAUUCAUGCACAAGCUCCCAUCAGGAAUAGAGAGAGGCCGGCACAGUGGGGUCAUGACACUUUGUGUUUUUGAUCUUUUUAUUUUUGCUUUCACUCCAUCAGACUUCAGCACUAAAAAAUUAGUUGAUUAGAUUCAGGAAAAGGUGAUUUGGAGGAGAACACCUCCGUUUGCAGUUUUAACCUUGCAUGAUGAAGUUAUGAGUAACAGACCUGUGUCACUCGUGCCAUUAGCUGGUGCUUCAUGAGCCGCCACCAAAGGACACUUUGUGCAUAAAUGAGCCUCACCUGCAGCUUUGACAGGACAGCGUUAACUGACACCCUAGUAAUGAGAAUUAGCAGAUGAAACAGUAACAUUUGAAUCACAUAGUUUUUAUUAGCAGAAUAGAUUUUGUUUAUUUUGCGGUGAAACAUCCUGGCUCUUCUGUUGGAGUUACAGCUGUCUUUUUCUUUCUUUACUUAAAAUUUAUACCAAUAGUGAAACUGUUUUUUAGAGAUGCUGCAACUCAUUAAAAUUGAGAGACAUUUAUUUGAUGUUAGUUUUAUUUUUGUGCUGUGUGAAGCCAAGGAGCUCCAGGUAAUCCAGCUGGCUCUGAUCAGAGCUGCUAGAAGGUAGAAAUAACAGAUAAUUAUCAGCAGCAGUGCUGGUUAGGAGGCUGAUAUGUUCUUAACUCUCGACAAUAAGAAGAUAAUGUGAUUUAGAAAAAAAUGUGUUACACUCUUCAGAGUUAUCAUAGAAAUUAAAGGGGACUGCAGAAUAUCCGCAUGGAGGGUUUUUAUUUUCAUUCUGUGUUUUGAACUGAAGUCUGACUUUGAUAUUUUGUCUGAUGCUGUGUGAUCGUUUCUCACCGUUGACUUUUCUGAAUCCGCAUAGAGCAAGAUGCUCAUCCGGCAUAUCAUCUGUGAGCCAGUGCUACCGGCAGCUCAGAGUAAAAGAUUUUUACAUACUACUGAAUUUGCAUAUAUUGCCACACAUUAUUGCCAUAAAUCGCCACAAAACAUCUUUGCCAUUUUGUCAGUUUCAUGACUGCUAAUAGUGUGUUUUUAAUGGUUUACAAUUGGUGAGCUCCCGUUGCCCACCCUCUGCUAUUAACGGAAUGGAUGUUGACCUCUGUGGCCCUUGUAUGAUGUUUCCUGUAACCCUUGAUGAAACAUAGAUGUUCCUGUCAUGGCUUUUUCAUUGAGAUACUGAAAAUGCUACUGUAAAUGUCCUAAGUUGAAUGCACUGUGUGUUUAAAAAAAUAACUAUAAUGGAUCAAUGAUCGGGAAAUGACUCCAUAAAAAGACAAUAUAGUAUAUAGUGUAACUAUAGUGAAAUGGUUAUAUGAUGCAUUUUUUUGGAAUUUUAUUUAUUUCAUAUCUUGUCAUGUUUCAAAUGAUGAUUGGCUAUGAUUUUAACUGGUAUGGUGUUGUAAUGUAGCCAUUACAUUUUGCAAGGAAUGGUUUAAUGGUUAAGGUCGCUUGUACAUACACUUGGCCCAUAUAAAGUAUAAACCUUAACAUUUAUGUUGUAGCAUGGUAAUUGUGUGUCUGGAAGAAAACAAGUGGAUCAUUGAUUUGAUUUGCUCUUGUUGAAUAAAUGUUCCUCAACA
Molecule: messenger RNA, 3936 nt
Organism: Archocentrus centrarchus (flier cichlid)
Lineage: Eukaryota; Metazoa; Chordata; Actinopteri; Cichliformes; Cichlidae
Gene: dnajc5aa
Product: DnaJ (Hsp40) homolog, subfamily C, member 5aa
Exons: 5
Coding region: 156-755 (199 amino acids)
Biological process (GO): regulation of synaptic vesicle cycle
Cellular component (GO): presynapse; intracellular membrane-bounded organelle; membrane
Source: RefSeq, a predicted model, not a curated record